AAAAGUUAUGAAACGACUAUAAAUAUAAGAUUAAGAUUCAAUGCUUCGCUUCCAUAUCGUUUUCAUUUGUCCAGUUGUUGUGUCACGCCUGAUGAAAUUAGUACAAGUGUGAACUAAAAAAAGAAUUCUACAGAAAUCUUUAAAGGCGCGGAGAGAAAAUCCUCUCACAAUAUGGAGAAUUCAAUUUUCCUUCAGGUUCCAGUAGACUUUCAGUUUCUCUCAGUCUGUCACUAUAUUAUCAACUUGGGGAUCAUUUUUAACCAGGAAAAUUUAAUUACAAUCGAUGAAAGCAAUCAGACGAUCAUUAUACUAAAUAAAUUGUUCGAUUAUCUCGACAGUUCGGAAAAUGAAUCAGACACGAAAUUUCAACUGCUACACAAAAUGUUGAAGGGAACGGAUUUAUACGGUGGUGGUGAUUAUCAAGAACUAGACAUGAAAUACGUUAAUGAAACCUAUCAAUACCUCAUUGGUACUACACUCUUUGCUCACUACGGUAACAUUAACGAAUAUUUAGCUCGAGUAAUUCGACAAUCUGACGACAUAACAUAUUCGGUAUUUAAGGAAAACGUGUUUAACCACUUUUCCCAAAAUUACCAAAUUCGGGAUUAUUGUUCAAAAGAUGGCAAAACGAAUACAAAACUCACUGAUUUUGCAAUGGAAAAAAUUUUCAACGAUUAUAUUUGGCAAAUAUUUCCCGAACCACAAUCAACAGAAAUGAGUAUAAUGGACGUUGACUAUAUAUAUGCAAUGAUUGGUUUAAAAAUUGUCCGUUCAACACCAGGUGAUGUACCAUUAUGUGAUUUUAAAAAUUGUCUAAUAAUUGCCCAAGAGCUUGAUUAUCAACAAGUUGACGAUGAACCAACUUAUAAGAUGUUUUUAUCUUUAUUUUCAAUACCCGCACUAUUUUAUUAUGCCUAUAAUGAAAAAUCGCAGUUUGAUAAUCAAAUUUCCAAAUUAGAUGAUAAAUUCUGGAAUGAAGCAUAUCAGAAAUUCUUUUCAUAUUUUCAUUCUUCAGUUAAUAAUAUUGUGCAAGAAAUUAUUGAUAAUAAUCUUUAUGAUAAACUUCGAACUGAAAGGGAAUUGUUAAAGAGCCGUACAGUUAUUGCCACUGAAAUAUUAAACAAUCAUUGUAAAUUUCCAUAUGGUAAUUAUGUUUCUGACGAUGAUGUGUCAUCAUUUAAGACACAGCCUCAUUGGUUGGCAAAAAUUACAUUUGCUUCAUGUGAUGAUCUUCCAAGUUUGAACGAUUAUUAUGGAGCUCAAUUUAAGUAUGUAAGGGAGACUUAUAAUAAAAUUGAAAGGAAUACAUUAAGACAGGUUUUAGUCGAUAGUGGCUUAAUUGAAAAAAUUACUUUUGACGCCGUUGUGAAAAUUGCGAACGUUCCUCCCUAUCCACAACGUUGUAAUAUGUGUUCACCAAAGCCAAGAAUACCGAAUAUUGACAUCUAUUUGAUUUUUGCUAUUAUAAAAAAUGGGGAGAAUGAAUUUUAUGCCUUUACACAGGAGAACAAUAUUUUGACUUUGAUUAUAAACAGUGGCGAUGAGCAAUCAUUUUCGAAAGCAAUCGUUAAUGAUUCAUCGGUUAGAAUGGAAAUUUUUACACACGCAAUGAUUUUGAAAAGAAUCAAUGAAGAUUACACUUCAUUUAUUUCAAGAGUUGCGGAUAUGAAGACGAAAAAGUACGUAAACAGCCUAAUGACGUACUACAAUGAUCCAACUACUGGUGAGAAAAUUUUUGGUUACUUAAAAUUGCUCAUUCCAUUUUACACCUGCAUUGAAGAUAUAAUAGACAAUAAUAUUGUCGAAGCAACAUUAGGCUGUUCUCUGGAUGUUAUAAGUCUUAUUCCACUUACUGGUUAUUCAUCUAAAUUUGCAAAUGUCCUUAGUGGUAGUCUAUUAAGAGCUGUAUCCGAAAAUUCCGUAAAAAUUGCCACCCUAGGAUUAAAGGAAGGUCUCAAAUUGGGUUUAUUACAAUUAUCAAAAAUAACAGUAACAACUGUCGCAAAGCAAAUUAUCAACACGAAUUUUUUAAAGAAAGUCGCAUUCUUCUUUCUUCGACAAAUUGAUCCUGGAUUUGAACUUUGUUUCCGUUUAGGUAAACUUGGCUAUAAGACACUACACAGUACAUAUCAGUUGAUGUAUAAGAGAUUUAAAAAAUUUUCAUUAAACAAAAAUCUUCUGCAAGUAUUGAAAACAAUGACGACGAAUUUGGAAAAAAUGGUAGUAACGUCUGAUUUAGGAGGAUUAGCGAGAAAGGUUCUUACUAAAAAAAGUGGGAAUCAUCAAAUGAUACGAUACUAUUACCCAGGUGGGAAUAAUUAUAUUGGACCAAAAUGUGCCGAAGCUUUUGGAGAAAUAGUGGAAAUUAGAACGAUUAGAGGAAGAGAGGGAAAAUCUUACGUUAAGCGGAUAAAGACGGAGGAGCAAAAACCUUACUUUCGUGAAUUUGAUAUGAAUACGGGACAUGUUAAUAAGGAAACACUGGAAAUGGGUGUAGAUGGUAUUCUACAGAUUGUAAAGGCUGACAAAAAGAAUAAGCAAUAUUAUGUAAAAGUUGAAAUAAUUAAAGUACCAAAGUAAAACGAUUGCUCUUCUUUCAAUUUAUUGAACGAAUGAGUCAAUUAUAAAAAAUAUUGUUGUAAUGAUGAAAUAAAAAUGCUUGAUCACUAA
This is a messenger RNA of Leptopilina heterotoma, 2670 nucleotides long. RefSeq lists its product as uncharacterized. NCBI's taxonomy places the organism in Eukaryota, Metazoa, Arthropoda, Insecta, Hymenoptera, Figitidae. The transcript is spliced from 2 exons. The record is from RefSeq and is a predicted model, not a curated record. The coding region runs from base 172 to 2580 and encodes 802 amino acids.